Coffea eugenioides is the source of this 1764-nucleotide messenger RNA. RefSeq names its product malate dehydrogenase, chloroplastic. Gene Ontology annotation, cellular component: mitochondrion; cytoplasm. Gene Ontology annotation, biological process: tricarboxylic acid cycle; malate metabolic process. Lineage: Eukaryota; Viridiplantae; Streptophyta; Magnoliopsida; Gentianales; Rubiaceae. The record is from RefSeq and is a predicted model, not a curated record. Bases 198 to 1436 code for a protein of 412 amino acids. Gene Ontology annotation, molecular function: L-malate dehydrogenase (NAD+) activity. The transcript is spliced from 2 exons.
GCAAAAGCAGUCUGGACUCUGUCGUAGAUUUUCUCGAGGCCCAGCGGCGGAGAAAUUUGGAGACACCAAAAUCCCCGAAACACACACUUGACUGUGUUUGUGCGUGAAAAAGUCCCUUUUUAAAUCCUCACCACUUAUAUCACCUCAAAUAUAGGCUUCUUGUAUCAGUAGCAGUUUCCGCGGAAGGAGUGCAUGAAAUGGCAGCAACAUCAGCAGCUACCCUCUCAAUUGGAUCAACUGCCUGUGUUGGCGCAAAAGCCAACUCGGCUUAUAAUUCAAAGACGUCUGGUCUAAGUUUCAACUCUCGAAACUGUCUUAGGAGUUUUACUGGCCUCAAGGCAGCCUCUUCUGUGAGCUGUGACUCAGACUCCUCAUUUGUAGGAAAGGAAAGUUGUGCAGCAAUUCAACACUCUUUUGUCUCAAGAGCACAAAAGCCGAGCCAAAGAUCAUAUAAUUAUGUUCAACCUCAGGCUUCUUAUAAAGUGGCAAUUCUUGGGGCUGCUGGUGGUAUAGGCCAGCCUUUAGCACUUCUGAUUAAAAUGUCACCUUUGGUCUCUGCUUUGAAACUUUAUGAUGUUGCAAAUGUUAAGGGAGUUGCUGCUGAUCUCAGUCACUGCAACACUCCCUCCCAGGUUUUUGAUUUCACAGGAGACAAGGAGCUUGCCAGUUGCUUGAAAGAUGUAAAUGUUGUUGUCAUACCUGCUGGUGUUCCAAGAAAGCCUGGUAUGACCCGGGAUGACCUUUUUAACAUAAAUGCCAGCAUAGUGAAGGACUUAAUUGAGGCUGUUGCUGAUAAUUGCCCUGAUGCCUUUAUCCACAUUAUCAGCAAUCCAGUCAACUCCACAGUGCCAAUUGCUGCUGAAGUUUUGAAGCAGAAAGGUGUAUACGACCCAAAGAAGCUCUUUGGUGUCACCACUCUUGAUGUCGUGAGGGCAAAUACAUUUGUGGCUCAGAAGAAAAACUUGAGGCUUAUAGAUGUUGAUGUUCCAGUUGUUGGUGGCCAUGCAGGCAUUACUAUUUUGCCCCUGCUGUCGAAGACAAAACCCUCUGUCGCAUUCACAGAUGAAGAAGUGCAAGAACUUACUGUCAAAAUUCAGAAUGCUGGGACAGAGGUCGUUGAGGCAAAGGCUGGUGCAGGGUCUGCCACACUUUCCAUGUCAUAUGCUGCAGCAAGAUUUGUUGAGUCCUCCCUUCGUGCUCUUGAUGGUGAUAGCGAUGUGUACGAGUGCUCUUAUGUCCAGUCUAAUUUGACUGAGCUUCCAUUUUUCGCAUCAAGGAUUAAGCUGGGAAGGAAUGGGGUUGAGGCUCUGAUCAAAUCUGAACUUGAAGGUUUGACCGAGUACGAACAGAAGGCUUUGGAAGCCCUCAAGCCAGAGCUCAAGGCCAGCAUUGAGAAGGGGAUAAAUUUUGUGCACAAGCAACCGGUGGCUGCAUAGAAGCUUACUAAAGUCGAAGCAUUUAGAAGAUGAAUAAAAUAGUUCGAAAUUUACAGAUUUAUUGAUUGCGGCGGCAUUUUCAGUUUUGUCGGUGACCUGCAGCAAAGGGCUUCCUGCUUCUUUUCUGUUGAAGUGCUUUUGUACCAGAGAAAUGAGUAUACUAAUGUUGUAGAAUUUUGUUCUCAUAUCCGGCCCGUAGGGAACCUUUUGACGUUAGUGGGGCUAAAGAUUUGCAGCCCUUAUUUUGCAAAAUUGGUUAUCACUUUUUGCUUGUCUUUGGAUGCCAUGAUCUGGAUUUUGAUGGAUUAGGCUGCAUAUUUGUUCUACA